AUGGCACACAUGCAAAGGCAGAUGGGGAAUGUGACUCCAGAAAUGAUGCAGCAAGCGAUGCGACAGAUGGGUAACAUGGGGGCGCAGGACUGGGAUAGAGUUGCUGCACGCAUGGAUGGUAUGGACCCCUCGACACUGACUGACAUGGCUGGGGAUGCCACCUCGCAGUUUCGGGCUCAGCAAGAGUACAUCUACAAGGGUUCUCUGCAGCUCAAGGCAGAAGGAAACAAACUUCACAGUGCAGGGCGGUAUUCUGAAGCGAUUGAAAAGUACCUCAAGGCAAAGAACAACAUGGCCUCACGCUCUGACCAAAAUUCAAGAACGUUGUGGAAAGCCUGCACUCUCAAUCUCGCCUUCUGCCAUCUGAAGCUUAGCCAAUUCCCACAGUGUGUGGAACAAUGUUCUGAGGUGCUUGGAGGUGAACCAGAGAAUUUGAAGGCGCUGUAUCGACGGGGGGAGGCCUACAGAGGCCUUGAACGCUUCUCACUGGCCGCCUCCGACUUGAAACAGGCAUUGCAGCUGUCCAAAGGGGAUCCAGCACAGGAGUCGUCCAUAAGAGAGAAGCUUGAAGCUGUGCAGGAGGCAUUGGCAAAGUCGCCUGGUGUGGAGGAUGGCGAUGUGGAGGAAGUUGAGGAAAUACCCUCUGCCUGGGAACAAGAUUCAUCUGCACAUGCCCCAAGGCCUGGAAUCAUCAUCGAGGAGGUAACAGACGAUGAGCCAUCUGCCAGUCAGUCACAAGGUGGGAGCAGCAUACCUAGAGGACCAACUGGUGCUGGCAUACCGGCCACAGAUGUUCCACAGAUGGAGCAGGCUGCUGACAUGUUUCGCAGCAACCCCAACCUGAUGAAACAAACAGCUCAGAUGAUGGCCAAUAUGCCUGACGAGCAGCUGGCAGCACUGUCCAAGGCAUCUGGACUCAAUAUGUCGCCUGAAAUGGUGCGAUCUGCCCAUGCUGCAAUGGAGCAUAUGACACCAGACAUGAUGGAGCAAAUGGCGAGUGUCGCUAGCUCGAUGCCUCACAGAACAGCAGGCUCAGCAUCCACAACUCCAACGCCUGAAGCAGGACCAGACCCGACACAGAUGCUUGAACCGGAGCAGCUAGAACAAUGGGCCAAAAUGUGCAAGGAAAACCCUGAGUUUAUAAAGAAUCAGUUUGAAAAGUUGUCCAACAUGAGCGAAGAAGAGCUAAAGGAAAUGGCACGACUACGCGGAUUCCCUGAAGGAUACAACAUGAGCCCGGAAUUGGCAAGAAAUGCAGCGAAAUCGAUGUCGGAAAUGACGCCAGAAGAAUUGGCAAAUGUCGCUGCUCAGUACAAUCUUUUCAAGGAACCUGGAGCUGCUUCAUCUGUGCACUCACAGGACGUCCUUCAAGGGGCACAGCGGGCGCCUCCUAGCUCCAAAACACCUGAAGCCAUGGGCGGCGCGUCAGCGGAACAACCGGCGCCUAUUGGCGGCAUGGCUGCAGGUCCAGGAGGGAUGAAAUUCACACCAGAAAUGAUGAGAUCGGCCACUGAGAUGAUGGCCAAGAUGACUCCAGAUCAGCUCAGUGAGAUGACGCGCAUGGCAUCACAAAUGAGCAGUGCCGGCGUUCCAUCGUUGUCCGAUGCCCAGACGCCAAUGGGCAUGAUGGGAGGGAUGGGAAGCAUGGGCGCGAUGCUAGACGACCCAGAAGCUGUCAAGUCGAUGGCAAAAAUGAUGCAGAGCAUGGAUGAAGGGGCAUUGGCGGAUAUGUGCAUGUCCUCGGGCAUGGCGAAGACAAGAGAACAAGCAGAGGACAUGGCUCAGAAAAUGAAGCAAAUGUCACCGGGCCAGGUGGAGAUGAUGGUGAAGGCCACUGCGUAUCUGCAGAAAGGCGUGAAGGCUGCGAAGAAUGCAAAGGAUUUCCUAAUGGGAAGGGCGGCCCUUGUGAUCGCAAUUCUAGUUAUUGUUGUCGGCGUUAUCCUUCGCUACCUGGGGUACAUGUGA
This is a messenger RNA of Ostreobium quekettii, 1965 nucleotides long. Lineage: Eukaryota; Viridiplantae; Chlorophyta; Ulvophyceae; Bryopsidales; Ostreobiaceae. The record is from the annotation of a GenBank genome assembly.